UGGCUUUUAUCGUUAGACCACUGGACUUUCCGGUUCGUUUAUAACUCUCCUACACAUUGUGGUAAAUCCAAACCAACAAGCUAAAAAUAUUUACUUGUUUAUGAAGUAAUCAUUCACACAAUUUGAAGCUUUCGUUAAGUUAUCACUUCAUAAAUCACAAUGUGCCGUUGUAUUUUUUUUAAUGCUUUAACUUUACGUUAAAAGUACAGAAUUAUCGUGUUCCGGACAAAAUAUCUUGUUUAUAUUCAAAAUGUGCAGCGAUGGCCUGUUUUUGAUAAAAAUUAUUGGUUUGUGUGUUUUAGUAAUUAAUUCUAAUUGCUCUCACCACACUGAUGCAAACCAUACCAGAAUAACGCCUCAGGGUCAUAACAAUAGAUGUGUUCUUCCAUCACACCCCAAAUUUGGUAGAUGGGUUAUUUAUGAAGCCACUUCUUAUUUAUUCCCUGGAGAGUUCGUACCAUCUCGAACAGUUUUAGAACUAAAGUGUCAGGAAAGUUAUAAACUUUCUGGAUUAGAUAUGGCCACUUGUAUUCGUGGAAAAUGGAAACCCCAAAUUGGAAAAUGUUUACGAACCUGUCCCACGAUCAGCAGCACUUCAGUAGUGACAGUGACGUGUAGUUUUGAUGGUAAAAUGUUAGAUUCUUGUGCUGAUCCAUUUGAUGGAACAGUUGCACGAUUUUAUUGUGCUUUUAAUUAUGAAGCUCAGGAGAGAGAUGCAGUGCGUCUGUGUUCAAAUGGUAACUGGAUUGGCAAUCUACCAGUAUGUGUCCCAACAUGUGGAAAACCAUCAGCUGAGAAUGAUCCCAGACUGAUUGUUGGUGGAACUAAAGCACAACGAGGAGAAUACCCUUGGCAGGUAGCUCUAUAUAAUAAAAUAAAUAAAGUUUUACUUUGUAGCGGAACUUUACUAAAUCAGAGAGUUAUCGUGACAGCGGCACAUUGUAUAACAGAUGUUGAAGGCAAACUACAACCAAAAGACCUUUUUGUGGUUGCUGUUGGCAACUAUUUUCGAGAAUAUAAUCACCCUGAUGAUUCCAAUACUACACAAUUUUCUCGUAUAUAUAAAAUGUACAUUCCGCGACAAUACAAGGCCGCUGCGCAACAUUACUUUGGCGAUGUUGGUAUUAUAGUCACAACAAAAAUUUUUAAUUUAUCUAACAGUGUUCUGCCAAUCUGUAUUAUGUGGGAAUCAAGGCGACAUCAAGCACUGACAGAUCCUGCAAGAACGAAGCAUGCUUAUAUCAGUGGUUGGGGUUAUACUGUAGAGUACAAAAAGCCUUCCGAUGUUCUUAAACGUUUAAAAGUUCCUCUUAUUACUGACGAAAAAUGUAGUCGGAGAUUAUCUGAAGACGAAGUUAAAUAUCUGACUGAUGAUAAGCUAUGUGCCGGAUUUUUAAAUUCUAGUACUUCCGUCUGCAAAGGCGAUAGUGGUGGAGGUUUGGUAGCUAAAUUCGGAAAACGUUAUUACAUCAUUGGAAUUGUAAGUAUCGCACCACAAAAAAACUCAGCAGAAGGUGGUUGUGAUACCCAAAAAUACACUCUGUAUACAAGAUUUUCCUACUACAUUGAGAAAUUCAUCCUAAAAAAAGAGGCGCGAUUUAGACCUCGUUUGGACUGCCCAGAUGGUUUUAAUUGUCACAACGAAAUCCCAGUGACUACACCACGGACAACGACACAAGUGGUUACCGAAUCGUCUAGAGGUCAUUGUACAUUACCGAAUCAUCCCAAAUUUGGAAAGUGGAGCGUUACAGGAGUAAAUGAUGCACUUCAGCCUGGAAUGUCCGUAGCGUCGGGAACUGUUGCGUUAAUAGAGUGCAACGCAGGUUAUAAACACGAUAGUUACAAUAUUAUAUUCUGCCACAAUGACCAGUGGUCAUCUGAUAUUGGUAGAUGCUUGAAAACUUGUAGCCCAAGAGUAAGUACGGCAACAAUGCAGGUUAAGUGCAGCUAUCAUGGAAAAGAAACUGAAAAUUGUACGGACGCUGUUGACGGCACUAUCGCCAAAUUUCGGUGUAUUCCAUUUUAUGAAGACCUGCAAUUAAUGAGAAGACCUGUUCAUAUUUGUAGCAAUGGUGUAUGGGACCAACCACUUCCGCAUUGUGUACCAGUGUGUGGACAAAGACCACCUCGACAUAUUAGUUUCAUUCCUGAGGAAACAGCCGAAGGAGCUAAUUAUCCUUGGCACAUUUCUAUACACAAUGUGCUAGACAAACAGCAGGUAAUUUGUAGUGGAUCACUUUUGAGUCAAAAAAUUGUUUUAACAGCUGCAACUUGCAUUACUUAUCAAGGAGGAAAUUUAAAAAAUAAAACAAAUUAUGUUAUUUCUGCUGGGAAAAUGUUUAACGAUUUUAACGACGCCCGAGACAGUCAGGCCCAAUUUUCUAAUAUAGACGAAAUCUUCCUACCACAAGAAUAUAAAGGGCAUAUUCAAAAUUAUGUCGGUGAUAUUGCCAUACUAAGUUUGAAAGAGGCUUUCGUGAUUUCGCGAAAUGUAUUACCUGUAUGUUUAGACGUUGCACAGAAUUAUAAACCUCCAGAGAAUGGGUAUGGUUUUGUAUCUAGUUGGGGUGUGAUAGAUCCUAAUUCUUCAACUGCCUUAGAAGAAUGGGAAACUGUUCUUGUUUCUCAGUCAGAGUGCAAUGAUGAGGUACCAGCUGGUUUCGAAAAUUACUUAACUUAUGAUAAAAUCUGUGCUCGUAGUGUAAUCAAUGGAACCGGCUGUAAACCAGACAGUGGUGCUGCUCUUGUAACAAAGUACGACGACAGGUACUAUAUUACUGGUCUUGCUAGUCUGUCUCCGGCAUCCCCUUCGUCAGUCGGACUGGAAACUCAUUGCAACCAAAUGGUGCUUUACACAAAUGUAUCUAAAUACAUAAACUCGUUUAUUUUAAAAAUAUUAGCUGCAUAUAAGAUAUGACUUUUAAUAGUUAAAUAAAAGGAUCAACAUACUUCCCGACAUACACAAAUGUAACUGUUGUUAAUGUUAGUUUACGUAUGGGAAAAAAUAUACUUUUUGGAAGAGUUUUCAUAGCAAUUUUGUGU
Messenger RNA from Zophobas morio, 3042 nucleotides. RefSeq lists its product as uncharacterized. Gene Ontology annotation, biological process: proteolysis. The record is from RefSeq and is a predicted model, not a curated record. The transcript has 17 exons. Gene Ontology annotation, molecular function: serine-type endopeptidase activity. Lineage: Eukaryota; Metazoa; Arthropoda; Insecta; Coleoptera; Tenebrionidae. The coding region runs from base 251 to 2917 and encodes 888 amino acids.